Molecule: messenger RNA, 2036 nt
Organism: Haliotis rubra (blacklip abalone)
Lineage: Eukaryota; Metazoa; Mollusca; Gastropoda; Lepetellida; Haliotidae
Exons: 6
Coding region: 686-1444 (252 amino acids)
Source: RefSeq, a predicted model, not a curated record
ACUAAUUCCUACAUGUUCACACUGUGUCCACAGUGAUGUGUAUGAGGUAAUAUUCAUUCCUACAGGUACACAUUGUGUCCAUAGUGAUCUGUAUGAGGUAGUACUAAUUCCUUCAGGUUCACAUUGUGUCCUCAGUGAUCUGUACGAGGUAGUACUAAUGCCUACAUGUUCACACUGUGUCUACAGUGAUAUGUACGAGGAAGUACUAAUUCCUACAGGUUCACAUUGUGUCCACAGUGAUCUGUACGAGGUAGUACUAAUGCCUACAGGAUCACACUGUGUCUACAGUGAUCUGUAUCAGGUAGAAUUGAUGCCUAAAUGUUCACAUAGUUGCCGGGAUAGCGACAUCAAUUUAGGCUAUCUGUUUCGGAAAUGUGUCUCUCCCGGCCUGUAACCAUCGACACGACGUUUUCUUCAUUAUGUAACGUAACCAUAUUAGUUCAGUUACAUCACGGACUAUAUAAGGGUGGGUAUGGCGAUGACACACACAGAGACAACCAAGAGAUUCAUCAUAGGCUCCUGGCGUGUCAACCACGGAUCGAUGAUAAUAAAUCGACAAGAAGAUGGAGGGCGCGGGCUAUGCACAGGUAAAUUUCUGGGAAAUAUAGAUUGCUGUUCCUGGAAUUCAUUGAAAGCGGACGUACCGAGACGCAAGUGGUCAGGAUAACCAAGAGCAACGCGCAUCAUGAGCUUUGUGGUGAUGCAACGGUGUCCAGAUUGUGGUGGGACUUUCAAGGACAUAUCAAACAACAGAAUCUGCCAUAGCCGAGGUUCAGGGAAACAUGCAAGCAAACCUUCUGUGGUCCUAAAGCAAGUCUGUCUUGAUUGUGGUCGAGAUUUUUUGAACCUCGCAAAUCACAAAGUAUGUCAUGGAAGAGGGGCAGGAAACAGGCGGACAUCUUAUCCACUGGAAGCGGUUCCUUGGUUGGCGCCCACACAGACCUACAUUGACUAUGUUCAGGGGAACGCUGAUUCCACGCCCAGGCCACCUCGUGACUCAGGACAUGGUCAAACUAACCACCAGGAUACACCACCCCCUACGCCCCCUUCCUCCAACACAGAGAGACGAACACCUGCCCAACAAUCCCAGGUGAAGAAGAAAGCCAUUGAUGUGCGGCGUGAGAGCUGCAAGACAGGCGGGGGUCCAGCACCAGUUGGUCAGUCUGACCUGGAGCACAAGGUUGUGUCAAUGAUUCCUCAGCGCCAGAUUGAAGGAAUAACUGGUGGAUUAGAGAGUGAAGUGGAGGAAAAAAGGGAAGCUCAGCCAGGCGUGACUGCCAUCCUUGCUAGUGAAAAGGAAAGGACUGGAAUACUGAAGGUCCUCCUUGACGUACAAAGAGAAAUCCUGGCUGUCUCGAAACAGCGACUUCAGGUGGAGACUGACAGGCUGGCCCUGGAAAGAGAGAAAUUUGAAUUUAAAAAAAGUGUAAUUAACCUACCAUAAUACAAAACUGUUUCUCCCGUAAUACAGUUUCUGCAUGAAUUGUAAUCAAAUUCAUUAUCUAAUUAUGAGAUAAUCCUUUUUGGAGCUUGUUUGAAUGAAAUUUGUUGAUAAUCUUGUAUGUAGCUUUUGUAAUGUUGAAAAUGAAUCUCUAUGCCAUGUAUAUUGGGAGUGUAAUGCAACCCAAAGUUUUUGGAAAGAAAUCGAAAGUUAUAUUAUAAAAAAUAUACAGACUUUUGAAAUAACAAAAUUGCAGUAUGGUUUGACAUUUUAGGCAAUAACAAUUACUAAACCACAUAAUAUUUUCUGCAUUUUGUUUAAUUUAUACUUUCACCUUAUCAACUAUUCAAUUCCUACAAGUUUUGAAAGACAUAUCUGCUGUUGAAAGAUUCACAGCAAGAAGAAAUAACAGCUUUGAUAACUUUAUAAAUAAAUGGUGGCCUAUCAUCCCAAUAUUCAAUCUUUGACAAACUUAACAAAAUGAUAUUGAUGAGUUUUUAACUCACACCUGCUGUACAUGUAUUACCUUUUUCACUAGCUUAUCUGAAUUAUGCAUGGGAACAAAAAAAACAAAAACUAUUUUAUGAUUUUUAUG